AUGACAUCAUCACAGCUGCUGCAGAUGUGCAGAAGAGCAGCUCUGUGUUCGCAGCUCAAACGUGACGUCGUCACAGGACCUGGACCCGCAGCGCAGCAGAGCGCGGCGCAAGAUGGUGCAGCAGAAAUGGAGGAAGAGAACACAUACUCAGUCAUCUGUUCAUCUUCCACGAGCCUUUCAUCGGAGGAUCUUCCUCAUGGUGCUGAUCUCCUCCACCACACUGACGGAGUGAUCAUGUCCUGCACACCACUCAGUGGGGGUACACUGUGUCGCCAUCCACCUGUCAGUCAGAGAGGCCACGCCCCUAAUAAUGUAAACAUGAACCCUAAUACAGCUGAAGAAAGCAGCGACACAGCUCUGCAGAGAUGCAGCUGUGAGAUCAGAGCUGCGUCUGUUCCCCUGUCGCAGGGUCGAGCUGACGUCUGCUCACUGAGUCGUUUGUCAGCAUUCGAUCCUCCUGAUCUGCCCCGGGGCAACAAUUCAACCUGUUCUUAUUCAAAUCAGCCCCCUCCUCGCGCUCAUGCCCCAGCAGCCAAUCAGCUCGUACAGGGGGCGGGGCAGCAGGGUAUAAGUGUCUCAGGUGAGCAGCAGGUGUAUGGAGCAGACAGGUGCAGGCAGACCGGAAGAAGCAGCAGCAUGGCGUCCUUUGUGCCAGAGCGUGGCCCGUCCCCCCCAGUCUGCAGACGCUCGCUCCCCCAGCAGGAGCUCCCGUCUCUGGCCCUCGACCCGUCCGACUUCAGCCUGUACGGCCCUCUGUCUCCACCUGCGCCCAGCCCGUCGGCGUGGCUCCAGCCGGCCCACAGUCGCAGCUUCGCCUCCAGCCUGGACCAGAGCUUCGCCGGAGGAUGUGCACCGGGGCUGCCCCCGCCCUUCAGGGACUUCCACCCUUAUCUCUACGGGCUCCAGAGGAGCAUGUCCUGGUUCUCCCAGGACGACAUGCUGAGCUUGGUCCGCCCGCCAUACUCUUACUCUGCCCUCAUCGCCAUGGCAAUAAAGAGCGCUCCAGCGCAGCGGCUGACCCUCAGCCAGAUCUACCAGUACGUCUCGGACAACUUCCCCUUCUACAGCCGCAGCAAGGCCGGCUGGCAGAACUCCAUCCGCCACAACCUGUCGCUCAACGACUGCUUCCAGAAAGUUCCCCGAGACGAGCGCGAUCCAGGUAAAGGGAACUACUGGACUCUGGACCCGAACUGUGAGAAAAUGUUCGACAACGGAAACUUCCGCCGCAAGAGGAAGAGGAAGAACGACUGCGAGACCAAUGAGAAGAAAUCUUCCUCCUCUUCCUCUCCGUCCUCCUCAGAGCCCAGCCCAAAAAUUCCCAGUGUGCACAGCAGCAGCGGUUACAGCACAGAGCCGCCUCCUCUCUCAGACGCUGAGUCCAACCUCAACAGCUUCCUCUGCCACCUCCAGGACUCCCUCUUCCUCGCUCCUCCUCACUCCUCUGUACCUUACAUGAAGUUACCAGAGCAGGCCUCCCCGUCGCCUCAGGGGUACACGUCGUCUUAUUCGCCCGGCGCCGUGGUGCCGCAGUGGGACACCAGCUGCUCCUCUCCAUCCUUCUACACCUCGCCGCCUCCUCUCUUCUCGUCCUCCCAGGCCACUCCUUUUAACUUCUGCCCGCUCCCUGACCCUCAGACUGGCUUGCCACCGCUCUACGCUGAGCUGCAGACGGCAUCCUGUCCUCAGGUGGAGCUCCAGGAGAUACAGCAGCUGCAGGCCCAGAGCCAGCCUCUGUUCUUGGGGGGCUUCAGUGACUCUCUGACCCUUGACUCGCUGGUCCUCCAGCACUGAAACAGACUUACCUGUCCGCCCUGAACAGUUUCUAUUUAUCUUUUUUAUAC
Messenger RNA from Oreochromis aureus, 1841 nucleotides. RefSeq names its product forkhead box I3a (gene foxi3a). Lineage: Eukaryota; Metazoa; Chordata; Actinopteri; Cichliformes; Cichlidae. The record is from RefSeq and is a predicted model, not a curated record. The transcript has 4 exons. The coding region runs from base 1 to 1791 and encodes 596 amino acids. Gene Ontology annotation, biological process: cell differentiation; regulation of transcription by RNA polymerase II; anatomical structure morphogenesis. Gene Ontology annotation, molecular function: DNA-binding transcription factor activity, RNA polymerase II-specific; RNA polymerase II cis-regulatory region sequence-specific DNA binding.